Molecule: messenger RNA, 1198 nt
Organism: Engraulis encrasicolus (European anchovy)
Lineage: Eukaryota; Metazoa; Chordata; Actinopteri; Clupeiformes; Engraulidae
Exons: 6
Coding region: 145-747 (200 amino acids)
Source: RefSeq, a predicted model, not a curated record
GGCCAGCUCGUGUCCUAUCACCAUGGUGACCCAGAGCUGGUCGGAGGCGGAUGAGGAGGCCGUAUCCAGGAGCAAAGCUGUCUCCCUGAGCCGUCUGCCUGCUCGCUCGCUCGCUCGCCUGGCACACUAGAGAUAGAUAGCACCAUGCUCCUGGACCUGCUGACCCUGCUGCUCCUCACCGAGGGCAUGAAGAGUGAGCUGCUAGCCACCCUCUCCCCUCCACACCACCUCCCCAGCCCCUUCAGCUCCGUGGCCCCCACCGCCCCCGGCAUCCCCUCCCCUGGAGGCCUGACCAUCCUGGUGUGUGUCAUCAGCAACGUCCUGCAUGCGGGGGACCUGGAGGUGGCCUGGAUCUCCACCCGGUCCCGGUCCGGGUCUGGGUCCGAAGGGGCGGCUCUGCCCGCCUCGUACAGCCUGAUCAGGGGCCAGGACGGCAGCCACAGUGCCAUGGCCGUCAUAUCGGUGGCCUCCAGCGAGUGGCAGAGCUACAUGUGUUUCGUGAGCCACAGGGGGGUUGCCACAUCCGCGGUCACGCAGAGUCAGUACGUGGUGGGCUUUCCCAACACAACCACAGAUUCAGAACCAGACCAGCUUGACCAGUGUGAGGAGGACGAGAGCAGUACAUUCAGCAUAUAUGCAGGUAUAAAAGCACAGACUAAUCAUGUGGUCGUCCUGGCACUGAGACAUGUUCUCCUGAAAAUCACCAUCUUUAACGUCUUAAUGACUGCCAGAGCUGUCAUAAAAUGAAUCACUCUCCUGUAGCCUAUAUUGGAGGAUGAAAGCAGACGAAGAUGGACCAGUCAACUUUGACGAGACAUUUUCAGGUCGAAUUCAGCAUGGGAAGAGAAUGCUACCUGGGUGUGCUGUAUAAGGCGCCAAUGUGUUGUGUUGUGUUGUUGAAAACUUUUCUGAAACGUUGGGUGUCAUGAGUGAAACCACAACGCACAGGUGUGUGUGUGUGUGUGUGCGUGCGUGCGUGUGUGUGUGUGCGUGUGUGCGUGUGCGUGUGUGUGUGUGUGUGUGUGUGUGUGUGUGUGUGUGUGUGUGUGUGUGUGUGUGUGUGUGUGUUUGGUGAUAUCUGAUCCUACUCAUACCACAAACUAUCCAGGGCAGGGCAGAUACUGUUCACAGGUGUUUGGGAAAUGCCUCCAACUGACUCAUAGAUGUUUGUUUUUAAAUAUUUUCACGUUUUUCUUUC